Messenger RNA from Protobothrops mucrosquamatus (brown spotted pit viper), 1260 nucleotides. RefSeq names its product beta-1,4-galactosyltransferase 5 (gene B4GALT5). Gene Ontology annotation, molecular function: UDP-galactose:glucosylceramide beta-1,4-galactosyltransferase activity. Gene Ontology annotation, biological process: carbohydrate metabolic process; glycoprotein biosynthetic process. Bases 16 to 1050 code for a protein of 344 amino acids. NCBI's taxonomy places the organism in Eukaryota, Metazoa, Chordata, Lepidosauria, Squamata, Viperidae. The transcript has 8 exons. The record is from RefSeq and is a predicted model, not a curated record.
AACACCUACCUCUUCAUGGUGCAAGCCCAAGGUAUCAUGAUACGUGAAAAUAUGAGAACGAUAGGAGCCCAGGUUUAUGAACAGGUGGUCCGCAGUGCCUAUGCCAAGAGGAACAGCACUGGAAAUGACUCUGAUUAUUCUCUUGAUUUGAAUCACAGUGAAAACUUUCUGCAAACAACAACUUUCCUUCCUGAAGAUUUUACCUAUUUUCCAAAUCAUACUUGCCCUGAGAGGCUCCCUUCUAUGAAGGGGCCAACUGAUAUAAAUAUGAGUGAAAUCAGUAUGGAUGAGAUCCACCAGUUCUUCUCUCAAGACCCUACUAUCAAAUUAGGAGGUCAUUGGAAGCCUAGUGACUGCUUGCCUCGCUGGAAAGUGGCUAUUCUUAUUCCAUUCCGCAAUCGUUUUGAACAUUUGCCGGUUCUCUUUAGACAUCUUAUUCCAAUGCUGCAACGCCAACGUUUGCAAUUUGCAUUUUAUGUCAUUGAGCAAGCAGGGAAUCAGCCCUUUAAUCGUGCUAUGCUCUUUAAUGUUGGCUUUUGGGAAGCUAUGAAAGACUUGGACUGGGACUGUUUGAUCUUUCACGAUGUGGAUCAUAUACCUGAGAACGAUCAUAACUAUUAUGGGUGUGGACAGAUGCCAAGACAUUUUGCUGCUAAGUUGGAUAAGUACAUGUAUAUCCUUCCAUAUACUGAAUUUUUUGGUGGAGUGAGUGGCUUGACUGUGGAACAGUUCAAAAAAAUCAACGGCUUUGCAAAUGCGUUCUGGGGCUGGGGUGGAGAAGAUGACGACCUUUGGAACAGGGUUCACUAUGCAGGCUAUUUGGUUAGUCGACCAAAAGGAGAUACAGGGAGAUAUAAGUCAAUUCCCCAUCAUCACAGAGGGGAAGUUCAGUUCUUAGGAAGAUAUGCACUGCUGAGGAAGUCCAAAGAGAGGCAAGAAUUGGAUGGCCUCAAUAAUUUGAACUAUUUUCCAAAUAUUACAUAUGAUUCUUUGUAUAAAAACAUAACUGUCAAUCUAUCACCAGAGCUGGCUCUGGUGAGUGAAUACUAAGAGAAUAUGAGAAGAGAAUGUCAAGAGAUGGUUUUAUAGAUGUCUCCUGGACAAGAAUAAUCUUGUGUCUAAUGAAGGAUCACAGUAUUUUGAAGAAUAAUUUUCAAAAAUACACACAGAGAUCAUCAGACUGUAGACAUAUUCACACUGUCAGUGAGUUUGGACUUGACUUGCUUUUUGAUUUCUUUUUAAAAAGAACAAUGGUGUGAC